AUGGCUUCAAGAGACGGAACGCCAGAGCCAAGCCGCUGGUCGCGCGCAUCCAGUGCAGCCCCAAGAGAUAGCACACCCGGCGAUAACCUCGAGGCUAGCAUUAUCAGAUCUGAAUCCGGACAUAGCAGCAAGCGACCCAAGAAUAAGUCUACUGGUGGCGCAGCAGCAGCAUCCUCAUCAUUCCCUACAGUAGGCAAAAUCAGACACCUAAAAAAAGAGGAUGGAGAGCCACUGUGGAGAAGAGAUAUUCAGUACGACUUUCUCAAGUCCGUUUUCGAUGAUGACAGAAAGGUUUUUACCAACAGCUACGAACCUGUAGGAGAUGGCAAGGAGAAGCAGAGCUUUGCCGACCUAUAUAUCGAUACGAUGGCCAGAAGCAGCAAGACGAGUAAGGUUCUUAGGGAUAAACUACUUAGUGACAGGGAGGCCGCAAAGAGCAUGGCUAUGGUGUGCUUGCUUGUCAACGUGGGUCGCAUGAAUACGACGCUUAACUUUUUCCCCGAGAUGCGAGCUCAACUUCGAACAUAUCAUGCUAUCCCGUCCUUACAAGCCCAUCAAGAUGCAUCGGCCUAUAAACAACUCCAAGAUGCGCCGAGAUUGAAGUCUAUCUUGAAAGGUGCCGCUGAGGAUCGACCUGAACCACAUGAGCUCGGAGAGUUUAAGGGAAAGGACCCGCCUCGAUCGAACCCGGUGAACCUCAUCUUCCUCAUAUGCCAGCAAGCAUCUUAUAUUGCAGAACUGCACUUCCCUCCUGGUGGUGAAUUCCAUGACUUAAUUAUGAAGACCAAUUACACGAGCAAAUCCCGUGCGAGGGCAUUUUUAUGGCUAAUGUGGUUCUAUCUCGAGUCAGACUUUACUGAGGAAGGCUGUGAAGAGAAUCCAUUUGGCCCUGGUGUCGACUAUGGCACUGAAGUGGCGAAUCAAGGCGUCCCGCGGAUGGAAGAAAUGACGGCAGACGAAGAGGAUCGCGAGAAUAUCGACCCGCACGAAGAGAUUGACUUCGGUCGUGAGAAGCAAAAUCAUAGAGCCAAAAUAAUAGCAGCCGACCAAGCCUACUUAGCAGACCAUCAGAGUAAGCGUGGCUCUAGAGGACGGGUCAUGGCCGAUGAAGGACCAACAGCCGCUAUCCUCCCUCGGAUACGCCCAUCGAAACAUGAGUCGGAUAUGGAUAGCACACGAUCCACUCCUCCACCAAGAGCCUUGUCGCGCCUUGGUGCUAACAGUACUGGACGACGAGGCGGGGCAUCCCUGAAGAAUUUGAUAUUCGAUGGUUCUUCACCUGCAGGGCCGGGAUCCCACGUUAUUGAGGGCAUCGUUCCCCGAAAGCCGCGCCCUCCCACAGCACACCAACUAGCAGUAGAGCGGAACCGAAACCAACGAGUUGAACAUAUCCUCGGUCGCGGGCUACGCAAGCAGCAUCAUCGUGCGCGAAAGGCGCGUCGACAGGAAGGUGCGAUUAUACGUGCCAAGCGUCGUCUAGCUGCCAUGAAGGAUGCCCUUGUAGACAGCGAUGAAGAGGAAUACAUGGUAUCGCAUAGGGAGCAUAAGCACCUCUUCAUAGACCGAGGUUUUGGUGGUCUUUGUCAACUUCACCAAGAAGACGACGACUUCGGCGAAGAGUUCGCGUCGUACUCAGCGGCACUGAGAAGAACGGAUCGACGGCUUCGACGCUGGGAUGGUCGACCCGAAUUGGGCGUCGUACUAGCCUCUAAGAAGCGUACUGCAGGCCCACCCUCUGAUUACGCCUCACCUGACCCGCAUGGCGAACGUGGCAGGAAUGGCAGCCCGGAGAAGGCAAAUGCAAUCAAGAUCAAGCAAAACGGCAACACCAAUGGUGAUGUCACAAUGGAAGACGCAGACGACCUAGAUCCUAUGGAGAAGGAACUCUUAGGUAUUGAUAGCGGCGGCGAGGAAGGCGAAGGAGAGGGCGACGGUGAUGGUGACGGUGAAGGAGAGGGUAAGGAUGAUUCCGAGGAUAUCGAUAUUAUUGGUAAGGCGUUACUGGGACUUGAUGGUUCGGAUGGCACGGACAGUUCGUAG
Messenger RNA from Daldinia childiae, 2040 nucleotides. Its product is annotated as Ino eighty subunit 1. Gene Ontology annotation, cellular component: Ino80 complex. The coding region runs from base 1 to 2040 and encodes 679 amino acids. NCBI's taxonomy places the organism in Eukaryota, Fungi, Ascomycota, Sordariomycetes, Xylariales, Hypoxylaceae. The transcript is spliced from 2 exons. The record is from RefSeq and is a predicted model, not a curated record.